AUGGAGUCGGAAAACCGAGGGCUCGACCUGGAGCAAGAGUUGACCUGUUCUAUCUGCGCAGAAGUGCUAUACCAACCGCUCACGCUCCUCGACUGCCUGCAUACCUUUUGCGGCUCCUGCUUGAAAGAGUGGUUCCAAUUCCAGCGCACCUCCUCGCGCAAUGCGCCGAACUCUCUCCCUCCGGGAACAACACCAUAUACCUGCCCUUCAUGCCGUGCUCUAGUGCGAGAUACACGGCACAAUGCUACCGUUACCACCCUCCUCGAGAUGUUCGUGGCUGCGAAUCCGGAGAAGGGGAGGACGUCUGAGGAGAAGGAGGGGUUGAAGCUUAAGUAUACGCCUGGGGAUAAUGUGCUACCGAAAGUGGACGCUAGGGAGAUGUCGUUGAGGGAGCGGAGGAUUCAGGAUGCGGAUCGGAGACUGAUGAAUGAAGUGCGAGAUCUGAGUCUGGUCGAGGUAGGCGUGGAGAGCGAAGCGGCCAGACGGGAACGUAGGAGGAGAGAGGAUGCUAGGAGACAGAGGGCACCUUCGAGCAGAGAUGCGAGUAGAGAUGGGAGGACUGCGGAGGAUAGAGAGAGGGAAAGAGAGCGCCGGCAGAGGAGGGAAGCUGAGGCGGAGCGCAGACGUGCAGAGUCAUUACAGGCUGGGUCGGAAUCUACAGAGGAGCGCAGGAGACGACAGAGCCAUGAAAGGCGGAGUACUGCUGCACGGCAGAUUGAACAUCAGUCUUCUUUACGGUCACUGAUCAGUUCCUCUGAUGUGGAUUCUCGCGAAAUGGAAGAAGAGAUCUUGCGCCAGAUCCGCGAGGAAGGGUUAUUGGACGGCAUAGAUUUGGAGAAUAUCGACGUCAGUCAAGAGGAUCAAAUCAGCGAGAGGAUAGCGGAAGCUUUUAGGAGGAGACAGAGCGAGAGGAGGAGACAAGGUGCGGAAAGGAGGAGUGCUACAAGUUCAAGAAGUCAAAGACCGGAGAACAGAUCCGCUCCUGAUUCUCGGGAGACUUCCGGAGAUGAUGGACCUAGAAGUUCCUCAAGGAGACGAAGAGCCCACUCCAGAUCAGCAAGUGCAGUGAGUACUGAACAUACGAGUCGACCACCUCAAUCUAUGAGUGCGGUACAAGCAGCACAUCUAGAGGUUCAAUCUGGUGACGAGGGAAGACACAGGCGAAGGCGAACUGGGAGCAGUAGCAGUCGACGAUCAACGACUACUCUAGUACCAGUUGCCGAGCCACAGGUCAGAACCGCAACUAGGUCGCAAUCAGACGCGAGUUCCCGGCCACAGUCUGUCCACUUGCCAGCUUCACGGCCUCUUGUUUCAGGUGCUUCCAGGAGUAGUACAGAUCCAUCAGUGCAGCAAGUCGCUGAAUUACCCGUUCUAGGGCAAACUGUUCCAGCGUCGCAAUCAACACCAAACUCAAGUCCAAGACUCUGCUCUAGUCUAAGAUUCGAAAACUCCUUACCUGCCGAAAGGAGAAAUCGCGCUCCUCCUACCGAGAUAUUUGUUCCCGCCUCAGAUCCUUCAGCUGCUUUGGUGGCUUCCCCAGAUCGGAGCUUAAUGCCAGCACCACUAUCUCCACGAGAUCCAUCACAUGCAAUGUCACUGUCUGACAAAGCUAAUGCCUUGCAAAGUGGUUCUCGGCCAAAUUCAUCUUCCUCAACUGGAUCCAGACCGCGGUCGCAAUUAUUUCCAGAACCUUCCUUGACAUGUUAUAGAUGUGCGAGGCCUCACAUCGAAUACGAGCUGCAUUAUAAUUGUGGUAUCUGUCGAAAUGGAGAGUACAACAUUUGCUUGGAAUGUUACCGAUCAGGUCUUGGAUGUUUGCAUUGGUUUGGGUUUGGUCAGUCGGCAUGGGAUAAGUGGCAAAUCAGGUCUCAAUCUGGACAACCGAUUGAGAGGCCGCACAUGCUAAUAGCAAGCCGAUAUAUUCCACCGAGGUCAACGCCGGGAGGAGCAGAAGGUCGGAAGACGCUCACAAACGAAGAUCCACAGAAACGACUUCAAAGUGGCAGCUUCUGUGCUAAUUGUCUAGCGUGGGCAAACGAGUGCUACUGGCUCUGUGGUAUUUGCAACGAAGGCGAUUGGGGCUUCUGCAAUCUUUGUGUUAAUCAAGGCAAAUCUUGCACUCAUCCCCUCUUACCCCUGACCUACAAACCUACUGAAUCGGUCGUUCCUCCUAUGUCACUAACGCACGAUCAGCAAACGCCUGUAUCUGCAUCUAUCCUGACUGGACCUGGUGUCAUGGAUCUCGGCAAUUUCAAACCUCUCACGUUCUUAACCAAAUGUGAUAUCUGUAGAUAUCCGAUCCAGCCAUCCCAGUCUCGCUACCAUUGCUUCUCCUGCAUCAGCCGUGUUCCUGGCACCUUCCCAGGCGACUACGACAUAUGUACAACUUGCUACUCCAAACUCGUUGUCACGUCUCGCCGCAUCAGUGCAGAGAAUGGCCACAAUGGCUGGCGCCGCUGUCUCCAAGGACACCGUAUGAUUGUUGUCGGGUUCGAAGAUAUCCACGGCGGCCAGCGGCGUGUCAUCGUCCAAGGUCUUGUCGGCGGAAGCGGACUGAACGAACAAGCCCUUGUGCCCAAAGACACGACCCAGGCUAGCGAUCUCCAGAAAUGGAGCUGGGGGCAUGGAACACAUACUAAGAACGACGAUACGCACGUUAAGCUCGUGACUAGCGACGUGAUAAAGAGCCCGCCUGUUAACUAUCCUGAUAUAGUACUUGACGCGACCUUCCCGCCUGAUGGAGGCGUAGGCAUGGUUUGCGUAGCGGAAUGGAGCUGGUACCCUGCUGCUGGCGCAGAUGAUGAGUUGAUGUUCCCGAAGGGGGCAGAGGUUAGGGAGUGUAGGAAUGUGAAUGAUGAUUGGUUUCACGGGACGUAUAUGGGGAAGAGAGGUCUUUUCCCGAGUCCGUAUGUGAGGGUUCUAGAUAGAGGGCCUGGGUAA
Cadophora gregata is the source of this 2940-nucleotide messenger RNA. RefSeq lists its product as uncharacterized. Gene Ontology annotation, molecular function: metal ion binding; protein binding; ubiquitin-protein transferase activity. Gene Ontology annotation, biological process: ubiquitin-dependent protein catabolic process; mitotic cell cycle checkpoint signaling; protein ubiquitination. The record is from RefSeq and is a predicted model, not a curated record. Gene Ontology annotation, cellular component: nucleus. Bases 1 to 2940 code for a protein of 979 amino acids. The transcript is spliced from 2 exons. NCBI's taxonomy places the organism in Eukaryota, Fungi, Ascomycota, Leotiomycetes, Helotiales, Ploettnerulaceae.